Molecule: messenger RNA, 5558 nt
Organism: Dicentrarchus labrax (European seabass)
Lineage: Eukaryota; Metazoa; Chordata; Actinopteri; Moronidae
Gene: cadm4
Product: cell adhesion molecule 4
Exons: 10
Coding region: 2306-3544 (412 amino acids)
Biological process (GO): regulation of wound healing; regulation of Rac protein signal transduction; negative regulation of peptidyl-tyrosine phosphorylation
Cellular component (GO): cell-cell contact zone
Molecular function (GO): vascular endothelial growth factor receptor 2 binding
Source: RefSeq, a predicted model, not a curated record
UUGGUGAUCAACAACGAUACAACAUUGGGAUUAUAGCAAUUUUCAUAGACCAACAGGAAAAAAGUGAAGCGAAAAGAGGACAAAUGUGCAGGAACUAACCAGCUUCUACGGGUUGACUGGAGGAUUGAAGGAAGAGGGGAGAGAAAGCGGGCAGAACGGAUAAACUAAACACAAUUUGAGGAGAUCAAUUUGAACAAGUGAAUGGACUCUGACUGCUGCCAGGCCCCAGACCUGCCAGACCAGCGCUGUUGGUGCACACAAUUUUCUCAGCGUCAGCCAGUUGACCGGUGAAGUCAGUACCGUAGGGAAGAUUGGCGAUGAUCCGCUUUCGGCUUUGCCAGAAGUGUCAGGGCCAUCGCCGUUAGAGCUCAUUGUGUUUGCAGUGGCACAGAGAGUGAGAGAGAGUGGGCAGUGUGUAGUAAUCUAAGGAUGACACCCGCACUUUACUCCAUCAGAUAGUGCUCAGUGAGGUGUAUGGUGCAGCUCGUCACGCUUUGUGUCUGCACUGCAAACACACAUACUUACACAUACAAACACGCGAGAGCUACACACUCCCAGGGACUGACGAUGCAUUAGGUCCUGACAAUCAGCGGAACUCUGUCCGGGCUUUAAACACAGCAGGCUUUCAGAUCAGUGUGUAUGAGUAAGUGUGUAUCUGGUGGGCAUCCAGGCACUGACUGCACCCAGUAGAGCAUGUUGGAAAGAAAGACUUAGGCAGGUCGAUGCUGCACGAUUAUACUGUCUGAUAGCCUGUGAUUAUUCUGAGGAGUCUAAAAUUACCACGUAAAAUCACUGUCCAUUUACGCUACAGUGUAUACAUGAUAGCGUAUCAAAAGAGUUCUAGCAUUCAAGCGAAUAAUAGAUACCUUGUGAGAAUAAUGUGCAAGUCUCUUGGGUAAAAUAGCAGACCAAAAACUGUAAUAUCUGAAACUAAAGCGUCUUGCUGCAGUUUGCUCAGUCUCCUGCAAGUUGGUUAUUCUACACAGGGCAAGCACUUCCACUCUCUGUCUUUAUAGAGCGGCACUCAAGCUCAAUGGAUUUUAUUUAACCUUAGCUAUCUCCAGAUGAGUUGCAAGAUAGUGUCUCCAUCUCCCCAGAGGCCUGGUCGGUUCGGUUAUAGCUCAAAGGAACAUUGACUUCUGCCUGCUUAUUUGUCGGGUGAGAAGUGCGGGAAACCUUGUUUGACUCAUUAAAAUACAAUCUGUUCAUGAGCAUUGUUGCCCUAGAUUUCGCUGUCCUCGAGGGCAUGGCAAUGUAGGUAGCUCUAUUUCAAAAGUUUGCAUUCAGUCAACAUCAGAGAUAAACUUGACUUGCUUUGGAAGACAGUCUCUCUGCCUGUAUCUGAAUGAAAUAUAGUUUUAUUGAUGUUUGCUGUUCCUUGGAGCAGUGCGGUUUGACCUGCAAGAGACAAGCAGUCUGUUGUGGUUAAUUGUGUGGCUGAUUGUUAAGGCGCCUGGUGCUCAGAACUAGCUUAGCUCUGAGUUUGACAGUGCAGUGUACAGUCGAUGAGGUGCUAAUUAAGUUGUCCCUUGUUUGGUUAAUUGCAUAGCUGCCAUUCGUAAAUACCCUUACUGGUAAAGAAGACAGUAUUGCAGGUUUGCUUUGGUCACUUUUGGUAUUGGUUUUUCUGGUUUAUUGAUCUGAGAGUCUUGGGCUUUGGUCUCAUGAGGCUCAGAGCACUGUAGCAGAAAAUAGCUAGCCUAGCAGUGUUUGCUUUGUUGUUGGUUUGCUUAGAUGGGACUGAGCUCCUGUACUGCUUUGUAGCAGCAAAGCUUCUGCACUGUAUGGAUUUAAUACGCAUGUCAUAAGUUCUUUCUAAGCAACACAAGGUGCUAAAGUCAACAGUGGAACUUUUUGUUGCCCCUAAGCUCAUCUCUGUGUGCAUUGUGAUAUAGUGUCUAAAUCGCUAGCUCUGUUAGCGCCCUGAGCUCUGGCCAAACUUCUGUGUAUUGCGUGCAAGCCCGGGACACAAUUCAGUUCUAUGUGACUUAGCAGUUAAGCAGUUUCUUUGCAUGUGUUGUGAUACAGUGUAGCACAUAAGAGUCCUUUCUUUAAGUGUUGUCCUCAAACAACAACUUCUGUCUGAUUGCACUGAAGUAAAGCUGGGGAGUUAGUGUGUGCACGUGUCUGCAGCAUUGCAGUUGUGUGUGUGUGUGUGUGUGUGUGUGUGUGUGUGUGUGUGUGUGUUUGUGCACUAGUUUGUCUGUAGCAGUGCAGACAGGGUCACAGAGGAGCCAUUGAUCAAACGUACACAUCCACACGCACACACAUUCACACAUAUACACACACAGCUCCUCAAUACACAAUGAGGCCUGUCCGGAGCUCUGUCCUCUGCCGCCUCCUCCCUGCCCCCUUCUCUCUGGCCCUGCGCAGCCUGGUCCUGGUCCUGCUCUGUAUCACUCCCCGUUGUCAGGCGGUGCAGGCGGAAAAUGUGACAGUCUUGGAGGGAGGUACAGCCCAGAUCUCCUGCCGCCUGCAGAACUACGAUGGAUCAAUCGUGGUCAUCCAGAAUCCCCGCCGACAGACCCUCUUCUUCAAUGGCACGCGAGCUCUGAAGGACGACCGUUUCCAGAUGGUGCUCUUCACGCCACGGCUGGUGCGCAUCACGUUGACCAACGUCAGCGUGUCGGAUGAGGGCGGCUACUUCUGCCAGCUCUACACGGACGCCACGCACCACCAGGUGGCGACGCUGUCUGUUUCGGUGCCCCCGGAGACGCCCACGGUGGAGGUGAAGCAGGAGGCCGUGGAGGGCGGCGAAGUGGAGCUCACCUGUGUGUCGCCGCGCAGCAAGCCGGCCGCAACCCUGCGCUGGAUCCGCAAUGGCCGGGAGAUACCAGGUGUGGUAUCCCAGCAGGACAAUGGGAAGACUUUCAGUGUGUCCAGCACCAUCCGGAUCCCGGUAGAAAGAAAAGACAAUGGGGCGGCGCUGAGCUGCGAGGCCUCCCACCAAGCACUGGGUGGGCAGAAGAGGAUUCGACACUACCGCCUGGAUGUGUAUUUUGCACCCACAGUGAGAAUUGUUCCUCCUUCUGGAAUUUUGCGAGAGGGCGACUCACUCAGCCUCACCUGCUCCGUCAGUGGGAACCCUCUGCCCAGGAGUAUUCUGUGGUCCAAGAUUAAUGACACCUUACCUGAGAGGGCUGAGAUUUCUGGCCCUACCUUUCAGAUUUCCCGUCUCAGCCAAUCACACAACGGGACGUACUUGUGCCAGGCCCAGAAUAACUACGGACGUGCUGCCGAUCAUUACACCUUAUUGGUGUAUGAUAAUGUGUCAGUCACUACCACGGUCCUUCCCACUCCUACCACCCAACCAAUCACCUCCCAUCCCACCACCCCAACCCUCCUAACACCCAGCUUCGCCCCGGACCCAAAAGAUCCUGGUGCAGUGGUAGAGACUCACAGUGCAGUACCAUAUGCAGUGAUAGGUGGCGUUCUGGCACUGCUGGUUUUCACCGUCAUCUGUGUCCUCAUUGUUACCAUCUGGUGCUCCGUCCGACAGAAAGGCUCGUACCGUACCCGAGAGCCUAUUCUUGCUUGGUAUUGACCUAACAAUCAGUUAACUAAUGAAUUAAUCAGUCACAGGUUCCUAUCUUACCCAUGAGGCCAGUGGGUUGGAUGAACAUGGUGAGGUGCAGGAGGCAUUCCUCAAUGGGAACGACGCCAGCCAGGGCAAGAAGGAGUACCUACUGUAGCCCUUCUCCUUCCCUAUCCCCUUCUCUUCUGACCUCAUCCCUCUAUCUCCUCCUCUCCCUGUCUCCCACCUUAUAUACAGUAUAUACACACACACACACACACACACACACAUACACUUCUAUACAAUGCGCCAUAACAGGCGGCCUUCUGAAAACGACUGUAUACAGAUACUGCACACAGCCAAUUCAUCCCACUCCAUUCCACUCCAUAUCCUCCAUACACAUACACAAAAUACCCCGAGACAGACUGAGAAAAAGAGAGCCUAUAGACCCACCAGCCAUUAACGACUGUGCCAUAUACUGUAAGUCGGAGAAACUGGGGUAAAUGGAGAGAGUGAGAAAGGGGGAGGAGAGGGUGAGGUGAAUGUAGACAAAAAACGAAAUAAUGCCAUAAUUAUUUUGAUGGAGAGGGAAGCAGGGAGCACAAAGAAAACAGGCACUCUGCCCGUGCAGCCGCCAAAGUGGAAGGGGAAUUAGAGGCAGAUGACUGCUAUAAUUCCUUGCCUGGAGAAAACCAUCCAUUUCACAAAGCUCAAUCUUUAACUGGCGGAGACAGUGGGAGCAGUGUGUGAGAAGGGAGGGGGUACUGAGGAUGGGAGGGGGGGAAGUUGACCAGGAGCUAUUGAGCGCUAGAUGCUAGAAAAUUGAAAUUUUUUAAAAUUGCCAAAGCAUCUUGUCUACUGAGCGAAACUCAUAUAUAAUUCUUUAACAACACUGGAGUGUUUAAGCCCAGAGUCCCAGCAAGUAUCCAGACUUUAUGAACAAGCUAACUGUCCUGCUUUGCUGUCCCUGUUGGGUGGUCUGCCAAUAAUUUGUAAAAGAAAAUAAGCUUUUAGUGAUUUUUUUUUUCCCCCUCUCGCUGGAACUUUGAGGGAAAAGGUGGCUCUCUUUUCUUUUCAUUUACUCUCCAUCUCCUCCUUCCUCUCCGUUCACCUGUUACCAUCCUCUCCCCUCUCCCUUAUAUCUCUCUUUCUCUCUGUCUGUCCCCCUCUAUCGCUCCUCCUUUGUUGGCUCCUAAUAAUGAAAGGAUUAGUGUUGGGCUGCGUUCCCGACAAGAAGAAAUGAAUAUGACUUGCUAAGGCAUUAAAGAAAAGCUUAAUUAUUUUAGAAUGUCAUUAAGAGGAUAAAAAGGUUUAAAAGUCUUAAUAAGAAGGGCAAGAGGAGUGAUAGCAAAAGGAGUGAAUGAGAAAAUAAAAUGGAUGGAUAUUUUUUCUGAAUGCUACCACACAUAUGCAGAUACAUGCACACAUUCAUACGUACAGUAAACAUGUUGACAGAACAAGUAUACAUAUCUCUGAAUUCCUUAUUUGUAUAAAAAAACAACAGCAACAUAAAUUAAAGGAAACUUUUAAGAAAUAAGAAAACAGUUUACUAUUGAAACGCAUUAUGAAGCAACUAUACUAACACAGAAUAUUAGCCUAUAGAGGUGCAAAGCCGAACAAACUACUGUCCAGUGAUCUUUAAAGAAAAAAAAAAAGAAUAAAAAAAAAAAUCAUUUGUCUUUAUGAGAAACCAGAGGUCUUAUUGAUUUUUUAUUAAUUAUUAUUAUUAUUUGAACAAUUAUGAUUGUUGUUAAUGUUAUUAUUAUUGCUGUUGUUAUUAUUAUAAUUGUAAAUGUUAAAGAAAUGUACACUUCCCAUGGUUUGUUUUUGGUUCUACUGUAGAGAAAUUGCUGUCUUUUUUCACUCUUACCUUUCCUCUCUAUCCCGGUCUUUCUCUCUUUGUCUCCUGUGCCUAGUCGUCUCUUCUCCUGUCUUUCACUCUUGUUUAUUUUAGAGUCCAUGUGUCAUUGUUGAUAUAUAGCUAACUAUUUCUUUAUAGGGGAAAGAUACAAAGCACGACAAAAUAAAAAAGAAUCCAAAAAUA